This is a messenger RNA of Oryza brachyantha (malo sina), 1288 nucleotides long. RefSeq names its product very-long-chain 3-oxoacyl-CoA reductase-like protein At1g24470. The record is from RefSeq and is a predicted model, not a curated record. Gene Ontology annotation, molecular function: ketoreductase activity. Gene Ontology annotation, cellular component: endoplasmic reticulum. Bases 105 to 1085 code for a protein of 326 amino acids. The transcript has 3 exons. Lineage: Eukaryota; Viridiplantae; Streptophyta; Magnoliopsida; Poales; Poaceae.
GUCGCACUUGGCUCCGCUGAUGCGCUUAAAAGAACCGGUUGCUAACGUUGCAAAUGGCCUGGAUAUAGCAAGCUGAUCGGUCGCUGGAGCUGGUGACGAAGGUAAUGGCGUCCGUGGCGGCGGGUGACCAGGCGCCGCUGUGGUUUAUGGUGCUUGUGGCCGUCGGCCUACACGCGGCUGUCAUGUGGGCGGGUACGUUCCUCGCGUGGCUCCGGCGCGCCUUCUUCCGGCCGGGAAAAGACCUGGGCCGGAGGUACGGCGAGUGGGCGAUGGUCACGGGCGCCACCGACGGCAUCGGCCGUGGGAUGGCGCUGGAGCUGGCGCGCAGGGGGCUCCACGUCGUCCUGGUGGGGCGGAACCCCGGGAAGCUGUCCGCCGUCUCCAAGGAGGUCCGCGCCGCCGCGCCGGCAUGCAAGGUGAGGACGGUGGUGUUCGACCUCGCCGCCGGGGACGACGCAGAGAUGUCCCGCGGCGUGGCGAGGGUGGAGGCGGCCGUGGAGGGGCUCGACGUCGGGCUGCUCGUGAACAACGCCGGCGCGACGUACCCCUGCGCGGCGUACUUCCACGAGGUGCCCGACGCGGUCUGGGAGGCGGUGCUGCGGGUGAACGUGGACGCGGCGACGAGGAUAUCGCGCGCCGUCGUGCCGGCCAUGGCGGCGAAGGGGAGGGGUGCCGUCGUCAACGUGGGCUCCGGCUCGUCGGUCGUGUUGCCGGCGUUCCCGCUCUACGCCGUCUACGCUGCAACCAAAGCGUAUGUUGACCAGUUGUCUCGAAGUCUACAUGUUGAAUACAAACGUCGUGGAGUGGAUGUGCAGUGCCAGAUACCACUGUAUGUAGCCACAAAGAUGUCCCCGGUGAAGGGCUACUCGCCGUUCAUACCGUCGCCGGAGGAGUACGCCGAGGCUGCAGUCCGGUGCGUCGGCUACGAGCCAAGAUGCGUGCCCUAUUGGCGCCACUCGGUCCAGUGGUUCCUCCUGUCUAUGCUGCCAGACUCCGCUCUCAAUCUGUGGCGUCUCCGGGUUGGGAUCAGCAAGAGAAACGAGAGGAAGAAGGCUCUGCUUGGGGUUGGGGAGAGCGAGCGAUGAGCUCAGUUAAACAGAUGUACUAUCCAAAGCUCCAAACAAGCACUUGUAGGUUUGUUCGUUCGUGAGGUUUGUGGGAAAUUGUACUGUUUUAGAAAGUAUUUAGAUUGCUCGGUAUAUUUGUGUAUGUUCCGGACAGACCUAUGUUACAAAUAUUUUUAGUGAAUAUAUGGAAUCUAUAUAUCUAUAUACCUAUACUAUUGAAU